This is a messenger RNA of Aethina tumida (small hive beetle), 2141 nucleotides long. Its product is annotated as mucin-2. Bases 172 to 1437 code for a protein of 421 amino acids. The transcript is spliced from 3 exons. Gene Ontology annotation, molecular function: structural constituent of chitin-based larval cuticle. The record is from RefSeq and is a predicted model, not a curated record. Lineage: Eukaryota; Metazoa; Arthropoda; Insecta; Coleoptera; Nitidulidae. Gene Ontology annotation, cellular component: chitin-based extracellular matrix.
UAUCAGUUGGUGCGUUCACGUCUUCGCGACGCUCGUUUCGACUCUCUCUCUAUUUGUCUGUCGAAUAUAAGUGAUCGAUUUUUUUUGACUUUCUAUUUUUUUUUUUUUUUUUGUUUCAAGUGCACGAUUGUGAAGUGGUUGUUUUGUUUGGUUAGGAGAGAUUGGAGAAGCAUGGGGACUUGGAGCUAUUUAUUCAUUUUGGUGGUAUAUUCAAUAUCAUGUUCGAAAGUAACGAAUGGAUGGCAGACGUCGCCCAGCCAAUACCACAUACAAACAGACGAGGGUCCAGAACGGUAUUUUCGAUACCAAACCGAUAGCGGCCAAUACCGCAAAGAAAAACGACUCGAAGAUGGUACCGUCAUUGGUACCUACGCAUGGAUCGACGACAACGGCUUCCUGAGACAAAGGGACUAUAUUGCCGAUAAUGCGGGUUACAGGAUACUCAAAUCCAAAAAUGUUUUCGUUGGACGAGGAGUUCCUGUGGGAGAAGCCGUUAAAUCAGUCAAAAAGUACCCGGCGUCCGCCGGUACUUUGGUUCGCCAAGGAACACGACGUCCGGUUAUCACCGACAUACCUCAGAAACGACCAGUCAUCACCGACAUACCUUCAACUUAUGCACCUCCAACAGUACCCUCCUCCACUUACCUUCCAUCCGUCAUACCAUCCACCACAACCGAACAAUAUUUACCGCCAGUUAUAUCAACCACCACGGAAAGUCCCCUGGGUUAUAAACCUGCGGACACUCCAUUUGUCCAAACGUCCUAUUUACCAGCAGUUCAAAGCACCACAAUUUCCCCAAUACCCUCGCCUUACGACGUGGAGAUUUCCCCGAAUGCCGCUCCUUCCUCCACACCUCUUUACCCGAGCAGCACACCAGGCUAUGUAGAAAUAACCCAGAACGCCAUUGCUUCCACCACCGAAGGCGUCCCCACGGAAACACCCCAGUACAUCUCUCCCAUCGCCAACAACUCAGUAACCGAAACGUACUAUCCUUCAACCUUAAGCCCAGCCAGUGUGCAGUACAUCCCUCCCUCAGAUUCCCCAAUCUACAACAUCCAAAACCAAAACUCCAUCGAUUUCAACCCCUAUGUAAGCCACCAAGACAACUCGUACGUCUUCCAGAACGGGCCGACGUAUCCGAUUGCCAAGAACGGACACACGUACAACGGGCGCCUGGGCAACGGCUACGACCCGCAGUACCCCGAGUACGAUGGUGUCUCUGUCACGAACGACGGCUUCAGGUAUUACAUUCCCAGAGCGUACCACGAAGAACAGACUUCUGGUGACAGACGUGACGGCAGCUUCGGAUACAUCGACCCGUUCGGCAUCAGGAGGGUUAUUUAUUACAACACGGCUCCUGGCACGGGUUUCCAGCACAGGAAGAACAACAGAUACGUCGGCUUCGAUGCCACGCCAUACGAUCCGAGGCCAUACUAGAACGGGUGGUUUUUAGUCAAGUUUUUAGUCUUGCCAAUCCUCCAAAAACUAGAUAAGUGUACGAAAUUCAAUGCUUCGGUUUAGUUUUAUUUUGAUAAUGAGUUGUAGGAAGAAUAUGAGAGUGUUUAACUCGAUGUAAUUGCUGGAAUGCUUUAAAUUAUUUGUCAUUUCAUAUUUUCAUAAAGAUAACCAGUUGUACUGUUUCUUUUUUCGUUACACAUAUCAUUUUAACGUGUCCUGAACUAAACUAGAGCAUUGCGAAAUGGUUGUGUAUUUAACUAAAUUAAUUUAAGUAGUAAUGAAGCACUGCCAGAUUUAAGACACGAGACACUGUCGGUUUUUAAAUAAUAAGUGUGAAAAAUUGUGAUGUAACAUUAGAUUAAUUUAUUACUUACUGUAGUAUAAGUUUAUUAUUAAGAUUGUAAUAUAAUCUCGAUGGUGCCAUGGGUUCCAAUAAGGCUUGUGAAUCACAGUUUAUAAUUCAAAUGUUUCAAUUCGUUUGAAGUUUUAAACUCUAGUUCCAAUGCCUGAUAGUUUUUAAAUGUGUACAUCUAUUUAUAAUUAUAUUUUAGUGUAAUUAAUUUAUUGACCAAUGCAAAUAUAUUUUUAAAGUAUUCUUUAUAUUAUUGCACUAUACACUUAUAAGUCUUGCAGUCCUCUUGUAGCCAAUUUAUUAUUAAGAAACAAUAAACCUAUUGACUGAG